Molecule: messenger RNA, 1768 nt
Organism: Callorhinchus milii (elephant shark)
Lineage: Eukaryota; Metazoa; Chordata; Chondrichthyes; Chimaeriformes; Callorhinchidae
Product: C-X-C motif chemokine 2-like
Exons: 4
Coding region: 146-439 (97 amino acids)
Biological process (GO): inflammatory response; antimicrobial humoral immune response mediated by antimicrobial peptide; neutrophil chemotaxis
Cellular component (GO): extracellular region
Molecular function (GO): chemokine activity; CXCR chemokine receptor binding
Source: RefSeq, a predicted model, not a curated record
GAGAUAAACUUUCUUGAGGAAUUUUUAUAACCGCAUAAACCACAUUUCUGAUGUUUAAGUUCACUAUAUAAACAUCAGGACACUGACUUCAUCUAUACUGUCAAGAAGGAAGAGCCAAGGAGAAGUGUGAGGAUCCGAUUGAGAGAUGGUCAGUAAAGUGAUAAUCCUUGCACUUGUUGCUGCGUGUUUGAUCUUUGCAGAAGCUGCAGCUUCACCCUUCACAAGCCGUCUGAAACGGUGCCGUUGCAUUCAAACAAUCGAUGCAAUCGACCCCAGGGAUAUCAAGCUCGUUAAAAUCCUCCCACAGCGCACCUCCUGUGAUAAAUUGGAGAUCAUAGUCAUCAAAAAUGGCAAGAAGCUAUGUUUGAAUCCUAACUCCGCCAUGGGAAGGAAACUUGUGGGUUUCUUUCAUUUUAAAAUGAAGAAUCCACAGGGAUGACACGAUGUGCCUAAUGCAGCAAUGGACCAAUAGAUAACUUUCCAUUCCUAUCUGACAAUCGCCCCUAAACCAUUCUAUUAUUAACGCUUGAAAUAAUUCGACCAGCGGUAAUCACAGGAGUUGCUUUCUGACAGGUUAACUGCAAACUGAAGAUUGGGUGUUUAAGAGUUAAUUCUAUAUAAUGACACAAAAUGUAUUCAAUCUGAUUGAAAGGUAUCACGUCAAAGUCUCACCGUUUCCCAUGUGUUGAUAAAUUGUCCAUCCUUACAAUAGAAUAAUAAUCCUUUCGUUUGACUUGGUACCUUAGGACGCCGUCAAGACAUCUCAAAACGCUUCCCAGAAUUUCACUGUAAAGUGGUGCGACUGUGUAUUUGUACACAGCAAUGUUCCACAAACAGACUUGACUAGAUCUGGGGGAAUUUGGCCAGGACACUACAACAACAACAACAACAAGAUUCCAUUUAUAGAGCGCCUUUCACGUCGGGAGGACGUCCCAAGGCGCUGGACAGUUGGGUCAGGACCCGAGCAUUGGGGGGGAAACGGUCAGGGUGAGGGGAGAAACUCCCUUGUCCUUUCCAAUAAUCCCAAUUGGAUCUUUACCAUCCAAAUCUAACACGACCAGACCUCAAUUUAAUGUCUCAAUGUCUCCUUAAAGACAUUGGGUUUAGUUUAGUUUUCCCUCGAUUGUUCUGCUAGUACAAUGAACCCAAAAGGGCAUGAAAUAUUUAUACUAGCAGAUAAAGUUGACCAACAUAUUUUGUAAGCAGUGUUACACAGUAUCUUGAAACUCGAUCCUGUCAACUGUGAAAUGUAAUCUUGGCAUCCUGACAUUUCACGCAAAUCACCUUAUUUUAAUACAUCUCGUAAAUACUGGGUUCUAUUGGCUGCCGCAUUUCACCCAAAAUACAGUCGAUCCACUUUACAAUAUAUCCUGUGAAGCGGUUUGAGACGUCUCAAACACAUGAUAAGGCACUAUAUCAAAUGCAAGGGUUAUUAUUAUACAGUUUGUAUAAAGCAGCAAGCAGAGAGGAGAGGGAAUAUGAUAUCAUAUCAGGAAUGAACAUGCAGCAGUCCCUGCUCCCCACUUAUGUGUUGGAAAAUAUUUAGGAGAGAUUAUGGGAACAACCAAAAUGCCAAGUCAGUACUUUGGAAAAUCUGAUGUCAUAUUAAGAGAAACUCUUGUAAAUGCCAAUCAGAUUUGUUAACUGCACCUGUUAUUCUUUAAAUCACUAUAACCUUUGUUCUAAUAAAUUGUGGUCAAUUAUUGUAUUGCAUAAUUUCUGAGCUUUGCUGAUUUGUGUAUUUACACAAUAAAUCACUCUUUUAAGC